This is a messenger RNA of Oncorhynchus masou masou (cherry salmon), 4724 nucleotides long. Its product is annotated as thrombopoietin receptor-like. Gene Ontology annotation, cellular component: external side of plasma membrane. Gene Ontology annotation, biological process: cytokine-mediated signaling pathway. Lineage: Eukaryota; Metazoa; Chordata; Actinopteri; Salmoniformes; Salmonidae. Bases 2076 to 4160 code for a protein of 694 amino acids. The record is from RefSeq and is a predicted model, not a curated record. The transcript is spliced from 12 exons. Gene Ontology annotation, molecular function: cytokine receptor activity; protein binding.
UGUUUUCUUGAUCUCACAGAGGCACGUAAUAAGUAACUUGAGCUGUGAAUGUAAAGGAGCAAAUGUGACUUUCUUUCCCCCCAUCAUAUCUAACCCAGCGACGCUGUACUGCUCUGCUGCCACUGUUUUGCCACUGAGUCCUGGGAGGUUAAAUGAAGUGAUGUUCAAAAGAACAUGCCGACCUACUUUUAUCCCUCUGGGUGUCAGCGUGUUGGGGUGUUAGGGAUAAACCGCAGCCCAGGCUCAUUUGGGCCUGAGGUUGACAGGUGACUGGCCUCUUCCCUGCUUCAGAUAGCUGAUCUGUCAACACACAAACACACACCCUGUGGCCUGGCCUCUUCCCUGCUUCAGAGAGCUGAUCUGUCAACACACACACACACACACACACACACACAAACCUUGUGAUCUGGCCUCUUCCCUGCUUCAGAGAGCUGAUCUGUCAACACACACACACAACCUGUGGCCUGGCCUCUUCCCUGCUUCAGAGAGCUGAUCUGUCAACACACACACACAACCUGUGGCCUGGCCUCUUCCCUGCUGCAGAGAGCUGAUCUGUCAGAGGAUUUCCUCCUGCUGCUGACACCAGGACACCAGCCACAGGCUAGGACUGAGGACUGGCACGCAGAGCCCUGCUGAGCUCAGUUUCCUGACACCCGAACACACACACACACACACACACACACACACACACACACACACACACACACACACACACACUACUUGUACACAUCUAUGUAUGAACAAAAAGGCAUGAACCAAAACGAUAACAAACUGGUCCUGUAUGAACCUACAUUAUAACAUACUGGUCCUGUCUGAACCUACAAUAUAACAAACUGGUCCUGUCUGAACCUACAUUAUAACAAACUGGUCCUGUCUGAACCUACAAUAUAACAAACUGGUCCUGUCUGAACCUACAUUAUAACAAACUGGUCCUGUCUGAACCUACAUUAUAACAAACUGGUCCUGUCUGAACCUACAUUAUAACAAACUGGUCCUGUCUGAACCUACAUUAUAACAAACUGGUCCUGUCUGAACCUACAUUAUAACAAGCUGGUCCUGUCUGAACCUACAAUAUAACAAACUGGUCCUGUCUGAACCUACAAUAUAACAAACUGGUCCUGUCUGAACCUACAAUAUAACAAACUGGUCCUGUCUGAACCUACAUUAUAACAAACUGGUCCUGUCUGAACCUACAUUAUAACAAACUGGUCCUGUCUGAACCUACAUUAUAACAAGCUGGUCCUGUCUGAAUCUACAAUAUAACAAACUGGUCCUGUCUGAACCUACAAUAUAACAAACUGGUCCUGUCUGAACCUACAUUAUAACAAACUGGUCCUGUCUGAACCUACAUUAUAACAAGCUGGUCCUGUCUGAAUCUACACGAUAUCAAACUGGUCCUGUCUGAACCUACAUGAUAACAAACUGGUCCUGUCUGAACCUACAUGAUAACAAACUGGUUCUGUAUGGCUCAGUUGACAGAGCAUGUUGAUUGCAACAGUAGGAUUGUGGGUUCGAUUCCCAGGUCAACCCAUAUGUAGAAAUGUAUGUUGCUUUGGAAAAGUGUCUGCUAAAUGUCAUACACAUAAUAUAUUAAAAUAUACAGUACACCAAGCUGUAUUCUACUAUCUACCCACCUCUAUCUACAGUAUCUCUGUGAGGCAAUGCUCUGUCUGGCCCCAAGGGCCUGGCUGUCUCCGGUCUACUGAUUAGUAGAUUAGUUGGAAGAUAGUUGCUGAAUUGUGGUCAUAAUGUGUUACUAUACGCUUCAUAUAACUGACUGUUACUGCCGGUCCUGAAUACAGUAUGACAUGUUCAAAGAUUUCAAUUUGAACAUACAUUUUUUUAUGUUUUUGAGAGACCAGAGAGUAUCUGUGAUGGUUUAUAGUGUGAAAGAGGUUUGUAUUGAAUGUAUGAAAACAUCAACGUGGGAUAAAUGUGUGUUAGAGGCAACACUCUUCCUUGUACCACCAUGUGGGUUGGCUCCCACACAACACCCACUUCCUGUAGAAUGAGGACCUGUCAGAUAGAGCCUCCCCUCAUCAGUACAAUCCCCCUCCACCCCAGACCACAAUGCUAUGCUGACAGACACUCACAAACACCUUGCCACUCUCAGACAUAGAGCUUGGGGCAGCGAUGGGGUAGAUCAGACACACCUGUCUGUGGAUGUCAUGGUUCUCCAUCUCACCUCGAGGGUAGUCUGUGUCUGGCUCUGGAUCAUAGCAGGCUGGGUGAACGUACUGGGGCAGGGGAUUAUAGAUGAGGCUGUCCCUCACCUGUCAAAGAAAGAUGUGUUGUUGUUGGCUGGUGAUGCAGAUCCAAAGUGUUUUACCAGGACACAGUAUGACUUCACCUGUUUCUGGGAGACACCAGGCAACACAGCUUAUGACUUCUUCUACAGGAAUGAUAAUGAGGAAAAGGAGAAGCGGUGUAAACUGACUCUCCAGAGGACAGAGAAGGGGGAGGAAGAGGAGGAGGAGGGGAAGGUUCUCCACAUCUGCUUCUUCCCUUGCUCUGACGUCUUCCUGUUCACGCUCACACACAUCAGAGUGGUGGAGAGCAGCUCCAACUACACACUUUUCACACGCACCAUCAGCGUUGAGGACCAGGGUCUCCUGGAACCCCCUGUGAAUGUAUCCCUUCACCCAACAGGGCAAGCUGGGCAGUUGCAGGUGUCUUGGCACGCACCAAGAGAUUGGGAGAACAAUGUGCAUUAUGGGAUGCAUUACUCCUCCCAGGGACUAGGGGAGAGGACAGAACUGAUAAAGUACAUGAGGUCCCCCAUUCACAGCCUGGUUUCUCUGCUGCCAGGGGAGGUGGUCAGCGUCGAGCUGAGGGUCAAACCCAAUGGCUACAGUGAGACAGAGACCAGCGGUCACUGGAGCGACUGGUCGGUCCCCAUCACUGCCAUGGUACCUCAGAGCGCAGCUGAUAUCUCAUUGUUGUGUCAUACCUCUGACCUGCAAAACAUCACCUGCCAAUGGAAUGGGCAGUCCUACAGAGAUGCUACCUACACCUUAAACUACAAGCUGGGACCCAGUAAAAGGGAGAGUUGGAGAAAGUGUCUGCAGAAGGAGAACACCUCCUACCACUGCCGUUUCCAUGGAGCGGAGUCCAGCGAGAUACUGGUUAAACUCAGUACUGGUCCUGGUUCUCUCAAACGGACCUUCUACACUGAACCCUUCAGACUCAACAACAGCAUUCAAACAGGCCCUCCAGGGGGGCUGAGGGGGCAGUGGGAGGGGGGCAGGCUGCGUCUGAGAUGGGGCACACCCCUACUGGCUCUGUCUCUCCACCUGAUGUACCAGCUCCGCUACCAGCCUCAAGGGGAGGCCGUCUGGAAGCUGGUGACCCUGCAGGUUUCUGAGAACAGUAUUUGUCUGGACGUUCAGACUGGCAGUCAGUACUUUAUCCAGGUCAGAGCCAGGCCCAACGGGUCAGUCUACGCUGGCUACUGGAGCGACUGGUCACCCCCACUUACUGUGGACACACCUUCAGAUAUAGCAGGGGCCCUCUUCAUCAUCUGCAUUCCUCUCAUGAUGCUCAUCCUAUCAGUUGUGUUCCUCUCAAUGAUCUCCAGGUAUCUCAGUAAGCUCAAACGGUAUCUGUGGCCACCAAUCCCAAAACUUGACAAAGUACUGCACGGCUUCCUGACAGACAUCAACGGCCAGACUUGGGACCCUCCCUUCAUUAUCAAGCAAUAUUCUGAGGUGACCCCAGCCUCUGUGGUGGAGAUUAUGUCUGAGAGGGAGGCUCCAGGUGGAGGGAAGCUUCCCAGGGAGUCCUCCUUACUACUCUCCCCAGAACGAGGCUCCGCUGGCGGGGAGGAGGAAAGGCUCCCCACCCUGGCCCUGGAGCUCAGCCAGGACUACGUGACCCUGGCCACGGAUGACGGCAUCCCCUGUCUCCGAGGGAACAAGUAUGUGUAUGACGGGGAGGUGGGGGCAGAGUCUCGGAGCCUGGGGGAAGAUGAGGUUCUCCAGAUGAGGUGUCACUGCUCCUCCAACUUCCCAUCAUCCUCCAGUACCACGGACAUCCUCAACCGCUCCUACAUGCUGCUGGCCGAACAGCCUAUAGAGAGACUGGACUGUCAGGACAGCAGCAGGGCCUGCAAGCUCUAUGCCAACCUGAAGAGAACAAACUCAGCUAAUGCAAACACCUGAUUGGCACAGCUCAACAAGGGAACACAAACUGGACAGUUACAAAACAUCAAAACAAUAUCCAUUACAUCACUACCAAAACAGGUCCUUGCAUACAGCUUAUUAAAGAUGUAUUUUAUGACUAAUGGGUUAAUAUAUCAAGUGCACCCAAAUGUGGAUGAACGGAUAUGGAUUGUUAUGUUGCACGGUCAUACUAUAUACUGUAAAUAUAUAUAUUUAACUUGUCACAUAUCUGUCUAAGGUAUAUACUGUAGAGGGCAUUCAGAAAGUAUUUAGACCCCUUGAUUUUUCCACAUUUUGUUACGUUUCAGACUUAUUCUAAAAUGGAUUACAACUUCUUCAGGAUUGGUGUUGAGCUAACGUAGGCUAAUGUGAUUAGCAUGAGGUUGAAAGAAACAAACAAAAAAUACCAGGACAUAGACAUGUCUGAUAUGGGCGAAGUUUAAAUUCUUGUUAAUCUAACAGCACUGUCCAAUUUACAGUAGCUAUUCGAGUGAAAAAAUACCAUGCUAUUGUUUGAGGAUAGUGCACAAUUAUGAAAAUGUAUGAAUAAACCAAUUAGGCACA